Oreochromis niloticus (Nile tilapia) is the source of this 5678-nucleotide messenger RNA. RefSeq names its product terminal nucleotidyltransferase 4A (gene tent4a). The record is from RefSeq and is a predicted model, not a curated record. The transcript is spliced from 13 exons. Lineage: Eukaryota; Metazoa; Chordata; Actinopteri; Cichliformes; Cichlidae. Gene Ontology annotation, cellular component: nucleolus; TRAMP complex. Gene Ontology annotation, molecular function: poly(A) RNA polymerase activity; mRNA binding. The coding region runs from base 313 to 2763 and encodes 816 amino acids. Gene Ontology annotation, biological process: polyadenylation-dependent ncRNA catabolic process; RNA 3'-end processing.
GCGGAUUGGGGGUGGGGGGGGCGCAGUCAUCAUUUAAGAAAUCCCUGGUAGGACGCAUGCGUGUGGAUUUUGAAGAGCAUACGCCAUAUUGAAUUCCCGUAGGAAUCGGCUAGCAAAUUUUCCAGCUAGCGGUGUAAAAGGGGGCCACUUUAUCAAUGGUCCUAAUUCGGUUUAAUGUUCAAACGCGUCUGUUCUCGUAACCCCGGACAGCAUAGCGACCUUUGAAAGGUCCGAGAAGCGGCGCAGGUUCACCACGGGCUCGGAAGUGUUAGUUAGGGACUUGUCGGGGGGGUUACCAGAGAAAGAAGUUGAAUGGAUCCGAGGGUAGCUUGGAUUCAGCCCGAACAGAAAGGACCUGCGAACGCCUUAUGGAUGCACGUCUGGGAGACCUCUCAGGGAGUACGGACUCUCGCUCAGCAGCAGCUCCACAAUCAAAACCACAACCAGUGUGUGAGUUACGCGGUUUUAAAAAAUGUGGCGACCGCCGUGGCUUCAAGCAAGAGCAUCUGCAGCAGCAACGGUAACGUUACAGGCAGCCUGAGCAACGGCAGCAGCCAUCGUAGCAUCACGAACGGCGCUGCACACAGUAGUAGCGGUAACGGCAAUGCGAUUCCUCCGCUGGGGAGAGCGCUGUCCAACGGGAACAUACACAACUCUUUAACCCCGUCGAACAUCACCGAGCCAGGUGAGGGAAAAACUGCGUCCCAUAAAACGGGAUCUGCUUCGUCGUCUUCGCAGGAAUCCGGGACGGACAGUCCCCCUUCCAGCUGCUCACUGGAGAGGACUAUGGAUAGAAAUGUUACGGGGAGUAUUAAUAAUAACGUCGGGGGUGCCAACCUGCUCUUCAACUUGAGAGACAGCAUGGACAAUAAUGUCAACCUUUACCAUCACCGUCACCCGCAGGAGCACCAGGCUUUCAAGUUACAGCAGAUUUGCGUGAACCAGCAUCAGGUUCACCCCUCUGUACCUAUUAAUCAACCACACAGUCACCACCCGGGCCGAAGGAAAAGUGAUAACAAGGCGAGCACUUAUGGGAUGAAUUAUUCGAUUUCUAACUGCACUAAUGGCAAUUAUGCGAGCACUUGCACGCCCUGGAAGACGAGGGAGUACAGCCCAGGGGUCCUCGGACUCCACGAAGAGGUGAUGGAUUUCUACAAAUACAUAUCUCCUCGGCCGGAGGAGGCAGCUAUGAGGAAGGAGGUGGUGAACCGGAUAGAGGUGGUCAUCAAGGAGCUGUGGCCUACUGUUGAUGUCCAAAUAUAUGGCAGCUUCAGCACAGGGCUGUACCUUCCAACAAGUGAUAUUGACCUGAUGGUGACUGGGAAGUGGGAGCGCCCGCCACUGCAAGAGCUUGAACAAGCUCUUCGCAAGCAUGAAGUUGCCGACCCUAACUCCAUAAAAGUGCUGGACAAGGCUACAGUGCCAAUCAUCAAGCUGACCGACCAGAGGACUGACGUCAAGGUGGACAUCAGUUUUAACGUAGAGACUGGAGUCAAGGCUGCAAGCUUCAUUAAAGGCUACAUGAAGAAGUAUCCAGUGCUGCCUUACCUGAUCUUUGUGCUGAAGCAGUUUCUGCUGCAGAGGGAUCUAAACGAAGUCUUCACCGGGGGCAUCAGCUCCUACAGCCUCAUCCUCAUGGUCAUCAGUUUCCUACAGCUCCAUCCUCGUAUCGAUCCCACCAACCCCAGUGAGAACCUGGGAGUGUUGCUGAUCGAGUUCUUUGAGUUGUACGGCCGUAAUUUCAACUACUUGAAAACAGGGAUUCGCAUUAAAAAUGGAGGCGCAUACAUAGCCAAAGAGGAGAUUAUGAAGGGCAUGACAAAUGGAUACAGGCCAUCCAUGCUCUACAUAGAGGACCCUCUACUCCCAGGUAAUGACGUGGGAAGGGGUUCCUACGGUGCCAUGCAAGUCAAGGAGGUGUUUAAUUAUGCCUUCAUUGUCCUGAGUCAUGCUGUCUCCCCACUUGCACAGUCAUAUCCUAACAAAGACUGUGAAAGCACAUUGGGGAGGAUAAUCAGGUUGACCAAGGAAGUGAUUGACUACAGGGAAUGGAUCGUUAAGAAGUGGGGGGGAAGAGAUUUGGUGCGACCAGACAACAGAGUGUCCCCUCCCAAAAAGCCGGUGUCGGAGCAAGAGAACUGUGUGCUGGGAGGUGGUGUUGGGUCAGAUGAGCAGCAAAGGGAUUCGAUGUCACCCCACAGCGCGGACUCUCCCAUGUCCAUCUCCAGCCCCCAGCAGCACUCGUCCGCCUCAUCAGUGUCCUCACUGUCUGGGUCUGAUAACGACUCUGAUUCAGCGUUGCCAUGUCCCCUCCCUCCACCAACCCUGCCAGCUUACCCGCCUUUCCCACCCCUCGGCCUAGCUUUAACUCCAGGCCUCAACAUGGGCACCGGCAAACCUGGCAUGGGAGGACACCAUCUGCUCAUGCCUCCAGGUUCCCAGGCUCGUGUCUCACUGCCCGGUGGUCUAGCAAUGCACUCCAUGCCUGGCAGACAGGUGUGUAUAGACACCGGGCUCCCCCCCUUCUUCCACAUGCACCCCCCAGCCCAUGCUCAUGCCCCUGCCCCUUCCAGCCCCCAGCCUCCGCCCAGUCCCCACUCCAGCCACACACAUAAGAACGGAGCCAAGUUCAACGGGAAGGGCUUCCACAAUCCGCCACUGGUCAACAACGCUGUUCUCGCUAACCGUGGAUACACGCAGCAUCACCGCAACACUUGGCGACGCAGGAAGAGGGACAGCCUGCCGGUUAGCCUGAGCAGAUAGAAACCACUCCUCUUCUCCUCGCCGUUUCCUCCGUCUCCUCUCCGACUGCAUGCCGUGGCUCUUCGUUUGUCUUGAAGGAGGAUGGACAGGCAGACAAGAGGACCAGAGACCAGCAGUUUUUACUCCGAGGGCUCCUCGACAUGGAACAGCAGCCCUCAGCUCUGCAUCUUCCUCCUCUCCGUACCUUCCCUCCCCCCCUUUUUUUUUUUUUUUUUUUUUUUUGCAUGACUUUAAUUCCGUUUUCCUUUCAGUAUUGUGUCUUCCUUCUGUGCGUUCAGGUCGGUUUACUUUUUUUGGAACUUGGCGUUGACAGUAUUGCUAAGCUCACUUGACCUCAUCUCGACCCUUGCAGCCAAGCUACCCAGGGUUUCCUUUUUACAGUUAAUACGCUUAAAAACAAACUUUUUUUUUCUCCAUUUUGUGCAAUAAUGUUACUUUUCUUUUUGAAACUAAAGUAAGAGCUUAUUUAAUUUCGUGUGUGUAUAUGUAAAGGCAUUUUUAUACUGUUAUUUUAUUUUUGUAGAGUUUUAAAUUUUGUUUACGAAACUUUUCCCCAGGCAGCAUCUCUAAAGUGUGUGUGUGUGUGUGUGUGUGUGUGUGUGUGUGUGUGUGCGCAUCUCUCCAUCAGGUAGAGAUGGACCCAGGUUGAAAUGCCCCCUCCCCCUCUCUUCUUCUCUCCUCUUUAAAUGUGGUCUGCUUAAGGGAAGCCGUAUCAGAAAAGCAUUCACUUGGCAUUUCUGAUCAUUUCUCUUCACAUGUUUUCUGAAAAUGGGCGAGGUGGGUAACAAAAAAAGGAAAAAAAAAAAAAUUCCCUUUGGAAGUUUUGUUCCUCGGUCCAGUUUUUCUAAGGCAUGCUGAGGGGAAGUUGAGGGAAUGAAACUCUGCCCUGGGAUAUAAGCACGGGGAGAGGCUCGAGUUUUUGGCCACCUGAGGAUUGUGUGAAUGCGCGUAUCUGUUUGCGUCUCUUACGGGAAUGUGUCGUUGCCUCAUUUUGUCGUUUGGGGAGAGAAGGCUGGCAAAAGAAGGUUGGCCUGAUGGCUUCAUCUUGGCCAUAUUUCUUUCCGCUGGAGGUGAUUUUUGAAAAGAAAACCUGGGCGGUGGAGGAUUUUCAGCCUGUUUUGUUUAGUCUUUGGGUUCAUUUUUUCUUUUAAAGUUGUUGUUGUUGUUAUUUUUGUAGGAGCGUUGGGGCCAAGAAGGCGACAGCUUAUCUGACUUGAAUUAGAAGAUCAAGAAUGGCGGGCAGAAAGCCACUGAGCCGUGUCAGAAGGGGCGUGGCUGUGGAAAAUCUGAUCCCAGGGCUGAGGUCAGCUCUCGCCCGCAGCUGUAAAUUAGCGCAGACCAACACUUAAGAUGCUCAGCGAUAAGGUUUCUCUCCUUUUUUUUUGUGGUCCUGGACAAAGAAGGAGGAGGGAGCGAGGGUGGGGCGUGGGGGGGUUUCUUCCUGAACCAAGGACCCUAAGUGAAGGGAAUUAUAUUUUGAUUCCAUUAAGGAAUCUUGUGUGUAUUCGAUUGCCAGGUACUUCCGCUAAUUGUUUGCAAUGCCUUUCUUUGUGUUUACUCGGGGUGUGUAUGUGUGUGUGUGUACCAGGUUUUCUGCGAGCACACCGCGCCACACAAAUACACACGCUCACAGACGGGACUGUCGAAGGCUGUGACUCGCCCAGAAACACUACACACGCCGGUGUUAUUACUAUGCAAGUGGAUUCUUCUAAUUAUUGUGUCAAUUCUUGUAUUUUAUUUUUGGGGUUAUUUUUUUCCCAUUGACAAAAAAAGCAACAAAAAAAAAGUAUCCAAAAAAAAAAACUCACUGCUUGUUGGACUAGAGUGAUGUUACUGACUGUCAGACUUCUCAAGCCAACACAUGUAAACUCUAGCCCCCAUCCCCUGACCCCCACCCGUGCCACAACUCCCUUGUGUUUGUAUGAAGGCCAUGAUGUGUUUAAAACCCAGUUUUUCUGCAUCUUGUCAGUCAAAUGUAAGGAACAAGGGGGAUGUUAAUGUCAGUGGUCGGGUCUGAGUCUGUGUAGUGUGUGACAUAGUGAAACGUGUGUGAGAAAGACUCGUGACUCGCCACCACAGUUGAAUUUUUCUUUUUUUUUUUGGUUUGGUAAUCGUACACCCGACCAUUCACGAACGAGCGCCACCCACGGAGCGACUUGCUCUCUGCAGGUGCUCUUCGCAAAGGGCCAAAGUGUCCGUCAACAAUUCCUGACUCUUUCUUACUUGCACGCAUUCACUGCUGUUGGACUGUUUUCUUUCUUUUUCUUUUUUCUUUCUUUUUUUUUUUUUUUGUUGAGCCAUGGCAGCUCGGAUCUGUCGGUCAGAACUGCACGACAGGUUUGCCGUUUUGGCCGAUGGGUCACGGGGCACAGCUGAUUAAGAGCUAAUCAUAACCUCCAGCUUACAAUUUCCUUUCAUACUUAAUAAAUUUGACCAGAAAAAUCAAGAUCAUUGACCGAUUGAAAGGGUGAAAAAUUCUUUUCUGGCGUAUACACUCACCCUGUUAUUCCCUAUUACUUUUUUUUUUUUUUUUUUUUCUCCUCAUAGAUAAUUUUCCGUCUGUAGGGUAAUAAUCAGAAUUGAACAUUCAGCACUGACUUUCAUGCAGUUGUAGGCCAAUAGUAAUUUGAUAAGACGAAUGAAGUUACCCUUUCAAACUGAUUCUUACAGCCACGUUUUGCUUCUAGAGCUCAGAACCAGCAUUGAUUUGAGACAAAAAAAAAAAAAAAAAUGAAAUUGGGGAUCGAAAGCUGUUGGCUCGGUUAGAGUUGCCUGCAAUCUUAACAGCAAAGACUGACAUGCAGUAUCCAAGGAAGUCUGUAUGGAAUAAAGCAUUGUGCAUCUCAGCGGUCCGGUGUAGCCAACUCACCGCGUCUGCUUUCCUUUGUUCCUUUUUCCUCACCAGAGGGUCAAAA